AGCGAAUAAGACUGAAAUAACUAUUUUGUCGGCACGAGAUACAACAAGGACCUGGGUUCCAGGCCGGGGCAUCAUGGGUAGGGAUGUAGGGGUAUAUAAGACCGGGUAUAACACGUGGUUGUCAUCUAGGCUUCAGAACCAACCGCGAUCUUUCGUUUCGUUUAAUUUUUCCCUUUGCCGUGCGUAAUGUCGGUUACCAAGGACGAAGUGUCCGACCUAAUUAAAGCCAACAACGAUCAGUUAAUGGCCUCCUUUAUGGAGCUGCUCAAGGACACUGCAGGUCAGAUUAACCGUGCUAACGAAACUUCGACAGAACAGAAAAUGAAAGAGAUCAAGAAACUGAAAUUUCAAGAACCACACAAGUUUAAAAGAAAAGCCAAUGAAGACCAGUACAAGUUCAAUCUUAAACUUGCGGAGACCUUCGACAGCGCCAAGUCCGCCGCCGAGAAGUCCAACCUUGAGAAAGUGAAGUCCGACCUCGAAGAAGGUGAGAAAUUGCUCGUGGAACGGCAAAAACACAUUCUUCUUGCUGACAAGUCCGAAUACGGUUGGAGUACGGUCGAAGAAUACAAACAUCACGAUCUAGCAGAUGAUUCGGAGGACGAAAAACGCAUCUACAGUGCUGAGAGACGUGCCCGUGCAGUUAUGUCUUCCCGAAAGAAGAAGUCUUCAGCAAUGGCUGCGACCAAAAGAUCUUCUCCGCUCCGCGGGUCGGUUUUGCCUUCAAGUUCCCAAUCGCAAACUCGGUCCUUCCUGCCAGCCACUGCCAAUUCUGGUUUCCUGCCUCGUCGUCCUAACAUUGGCACAUGCUUUGCUUGUGGAAAGACCGGGCAUUGGCGUGCCUGCCAAAGCAGUCCGGCUCUCCAACUUCAAAAUGACUAGAUGAGCAGGAUUUAUCAGGU
Orbicella faveolata is the source of this 902-nucleotide messenger RNA. RefSeq lists its product as uncharacterized. The record is from RefSeq and is a predicted model, not a curated record. NCBI's taxonomy places the organism in Eukaryota, Metazoa, Cnidaria, Anthozoa, Scleractinia, Merulinidae.